AUGGCGAUUUGCGACGAGGAGUGCUACGACACGUACUACGGCCUCCUAGCCGAGCUGGAUAAGCUCGUCAAGCUGCUCACGGAUAAUACGCGACAGCUGGGCGAUGUUGUGACUAUGUGUCUUCAUGACGCUCACCAAGGCGCAAUACGUGCUUGCGAGGAUUAUCUACCUGGUGUCAGGAAUGGCCGCUGUUACUUCCACUUGUCCAAAAAUAUCAAGGAAAACAAGUCGAGGCUCGGCGAGGCAUACGACCUGGUGAAACGGCAUAAGUUCUUUCUUCAUGCGUGUCCUACGGACGAACUGUAUGAGAUGCUCUCUGCUGCUCUCAUUGAAGAGGUGGAGCUGAUCGACCAUGAUGCCGCUGUUUACCUCGAGAACACUUUGGAUGUGGAGCGCUACGGCUAUCCAAAUAUCGCAAUCACAUCCGAGGGACUGCGCUGUGCUCAGGUAACGGACAUGGUACAAGAAAUACUGGAGGGAAACUUGAGCAGUGACUUCUUUGUUAUCAAAAGCCUCCGUGCAGCAGACGAUCUUGACAACGAUCGCGUGAUCGAAAAGUUCCUCAGAGGGGUUCUCCUGGAUGACUUCUCGACUGAUGAUGCCCCUACACUGGAAAUCUUGAUGCGGACGUACUUUCAGCUUUCAACCUGA
Perkinsus marinus ATCC 50983 is the source of this 651-nucleotide messenger RNA. RefSeq lists its product as hypothetical. The transcript has 5 exons. NCBI's taxonomy places the organism in Eukaryota, Perkinsozoa, Perkinsida, Perkinsidae. The coding region runs from base 1 to 651 and encodes 216 amino acids. The record is from RefSeq and is a predicted model, not a curated record.